Papilio machaon (common yellow swallowtail) is the source of this 1661-nucleotide messenger RNA. Its product is annotated as facilitated trehalose transporter Tret1. Bases 101 to 1594 code for a protein of 497 amino acids. Gene Ontology annotation, biological process: transmembrane transport. Gene Ontology annotation, cellular component: membrane. The record is from RefSeq and is a predicted model, not a curated record. Lineage: Eukaryota; Metazoa; Arthropoda; Insecta; Lepidoptera; Papilionidae. Gene Ontology annotation, molecular function: transmembrane transporter activity. The transcript has 4 exons.
UCGACAGUAAACAAAAAAAAGAAUAAAGUGUAAAUAACUAUCUAAUUGUGUGAAAUAAUCUAGUGAACUAUGUAAACUUGAGAGAAACGGCUAAAUCAACAUGUCUAAUGCAAAAAGAGAGACCUCCCCUUUCCUGAAACAAUGCUUCGUGACAGCGGCAGUCUGUAGCAACAUCGCGGGGCACGGCUGCAUUAUUGGCUAUCCAGCCAUCCUGCUGCCACAGCUGCGACAGCCUGGCUCACAGCUCACCCUUACAGACGAACAGGGCUCAUGGAUUGCGUCCGUGUUAGGUAUUACCAUCCUGAUAGGCAACUUCAUGACUCCCCCUCUUAUGGAGCGGGUGGGCAGGAAGGUGGCACACUUCGCUGUCACACUGCCCAUCAUCGCUGGCUGGCUUGCCACCAUAUUUGCUUCAAGCUUUGAGGCAUUAUUAAUCGGGAGAAUUCUUCAAGGCAUUUCGUUCGGUAUGAUUCUACCUUUGGGAUCAGUGCUUGUCGGAGAAUACACCAGUCCGAAGAACCGAGGUGCAUUCCUCAUGUCAGUCUCCUGGGCUCAAGCUUUCGGUAUAUUCUUCGUCCACCUUGUCGGGUCUUUAAUCAGCUGGAAGAAGACCGGCAUGAUCUGCCUCUCAUUCUCCAUAGCCAGUCUACUCAUGACUCUCUACGCCCCUGAAUCACCAAGCUGGUUGGCGUCUAAAGGUAAAUACGACGAAUGUAAAAAAGUAUUCAGAUGGUUAAGAGGUGAUGAAGAAGAUGAUGAAUUAGAAAAGAUGAUACAAACAAAACUUGUGACAGAACUACAGAUGAAAAAGAAAAUCACAUUUAAUGAAAUAUUAGAAGUAGUCAAGAAGAGAGAGUUUAUAAUUCCUAUAGUUUUAAUGGUACACGCUAAUGCUAUGAUGCAAUUCGCUGGGGGGACUACCAUGGCGGCUUAUUCUACUACAAUUAUUCGUUUAAUAAUGGGUCCUGACGCAAGUGCACAUUUCUGGAUGGUAGCUUUGGACGCGCAAAGGUUAAUAUCAAAUACACUAGCAGUUUACAUAAUUGACAAAAUGAAAAGAAGGACUAUGAUGUUUUUAACUGGUGGAUUGUGUGUUGUAAGUCACAUAGCUAUCGCAGGUUAUGUCUACUUGAAGGUAAACAAUUUGCUACAUUACGAUGCUGUUUGGAUUCCUGUAGUGUUAAUAAAUCUGCAAUUCUUCUCAGUAGCAACAGGCAUGGUGCCUUUGCCUAAUGUGAUAGCUGGAGAAGUGUUCCCCUUGGAAUACAAAGGUAUUGGAGGCAGUAUUAGCGUUGUCUCUAUCGCUGCGUUUAUCUUCGUGACUCUUAAAACUUUCCCUGGCCUGAUAGGUUCAAUAUAUUUACACGGAACGUAUUUAGUUUACGCGGCAGUUUUAACAUAUAAUUUGGUUGUGAUAUGGUAUCUUUUGCCGGAGACGAAAGGCAAGACGUUGCAGGAAAUUGAGGACGAAUUUAAAGCUAAAAAAGGAAAAGUUAAAGAUAUAGAAGAUGUUUUAGAAACGACUAAGAUAAAUGAUAAUUGUAUAGAAGAUGGCAAAAUUAGUGAACUUGAAACACUGAGAGAUAAGGAAUAGAAAAAUAAAUCGUAAAUAGCUUGCAAAUGUUGGAUCGUUGCUGAAAUUUAGUUUCGAGAGAUGGCUC